Molecule: messenger RNA, 719 nt
Organism: Didymodactylos carnosus
Lineage: Eukaryota; Metazoa; Rotifera; Eurotatoria; Philodinida; Philodinidae
Source: the annotation of a GenBank genome assembly
AGGUGUGGAAGGAGGUCUGGACACUCAAACAGCUAAACUGCUUGUACCGAGCUGUUUUUCGAGUGACACAUGAAUCGAAUGAAAUUAUAAGAAACGUUAUUCCUGACAGUUUUAAGGAACAAAUAAAACAAUUAGAGUUUGUGCAUUACAAUGGGAAGGAUAUUCCCAUAUCUAAACCAUAGGGUGGAGAUAUUAUGAACUUUGUUUAUGUGAUGGGUCUAGCAGGAUUUAGUUAUAAUCACCCUCGCGUUUGGUGUACUGCUCAUAAAGAUGAUCUUAAGCAGGCUGAUCUCACAUCUUGCUAUGACACUGGAAAGAAAGCCAGAAGUUUAUUCGAACAAAAAAUGUGUCUAAAAGAUCCGGAAGCAAAGAGGAAAAAAAUAUCUGAAAAUCCACUGGGUUACAAAUGUGCGCCAGUUUUUGAUGAUUUAUUUGAACUUAGUGAUUAUGUAAUUGAUACUCUUUACAUGAAGUUACGUAUAUACGAUUACAUCUUAGACGGAAUUCUCACACGUGCUUCGCAGCAAAAAAAGUACGAUGUUGCUCAUGUAAUCGAGAUGGAAGAGAAAAUACAAAUUCUCAAUAAAUACUUAAAUGAGAAAAAAAUAGGAAAAAGAGUCUGGUUUAAUUUUGCCGAAGACAACAAGUAUGGUGGCAAAGAUAAAGAUAAUACAGUUAUACAAUUAAAUUUAUUUUUUCUAGAUUAUUGUUUAGUGUGA